This is a messenger RNA of Closterium sp. Naga37s-1, 193 nucleotides long. The record is from the annotation of a GenBank genome assembly. NCBI's taxonomy places the organism in Eukaryota, Viridiplantae, Streptophyta, Zygnematophyceae, Desmidiales, Closteriaceae.
AUGCCUCUGGACCAGGCAAGCUCUGGGACUUGGCAAGCUCUUGGACCAGGCAAGCUCCUGGACCAGGCAAGCUCCUGGACCAGGCAAGCUCCUGGACCAGGCAAGCUCCUGGACCAGGCAAGCUCCUGGACCAGGCAAGCUCCUGGACCAGGCAAGCUCCUGGACCAGGCACGCUUCUGGACCAGGCAAGCUC